AUGGAUGCUGGCCCUGGGCUAGUUGGCUGGCCUCCCCUGCGGGGAUCUGGGUGUGGAGUCUGGGGCCCUGGUGCCUGGGAUUGUCCUACUCCGUGCUGGGUCCCUCCCUACACUGGGGGUGCCCAGUUAUGCCUGGGCAUGCUGAUGUUACUGGGAUGUGUGGCCUUGGUUGUUCAGCGUACAGCCCGGGUCUUCUGGUAUCACAGACACAAGAUUGUGUGCUUGUUUCUGUGUUGGUUUUUAUCUUCCAGGACUCCUUCUCACUGCUAUAGGCAGGCCGCCAAGCUGGUAGUAGAGGAAAGACUUCCAGGAGAAUGUGGAAGGCCGAGGAAAGCUUUACAAGAACUUACAAAAGGAGCCAACGACAGCCUGAGCUGCCCUCUGGGGGACCAUAUCAAUAAGCUGAGAAGCUACAACAUCACUUCCUCCAUCAAGUGGUACAGAGACUGUGAGCCCAUAGAGGAUGGGACAAACAUCUACGAGUAUUGGGACACCAAACUGAAAAUGAAUCAUGUGGAACUUCAACAUAAAGGCACCUACACCUGUACUCUAACAUUCACCCUCGAUGGCAUCAAAGGAUCUGUGUCAGAGACCAUUGAUGCAACGGUCACAGAGGAGUACUCUUUGAUUCCACACGUGCAUGAACCCACCAAUGAAGUAGUCAAAGCACAGAGGGGGUUCAACUUCAGUAAAAGGUGUCUGGUGUUUGUGCCGGGUGACGGGAAGCCUUCUGUUGAUAUCUUGUGGUUGGCCAGAGAGGAUUUCAUUGAGACUAACACCUCUCACCGCGUCCACAUGUUAGAUCAACGUAUGCUGCCCAAUGAUGGUCCUAUCAAUAUAUUUAUAUAA
Molecule: messenger RNA, 849 nt
Organism: Archocentrus centrarchus (flier cichlid)
Lineage: Eukaryota; Metazoa; Chordata; Actinopteri; Cichliformes; Cichlidae
Product: interleukin-1 receptor type 1-like
Exons: 7
Coding region: 1-849 (282 amino acids)
Source: RefSeq, a predicted model, not a curated record